Molecule: messenger RNA, 1961 nt
Organism: Sinocyclocheilus anshuiensis
Lineage: Eukaryota; Metazoa; Chordata; Actinopteri; Cypriniformes; Cyprinidae
Gene: cnot6b
Product: CCR4-NOT transcription complex, subunit 6b
Exons: 13
Coding region: 216-1889 (557 amino acids)
Molecular function (GO): protein binding; 3'-5'-RNA exonuclease activity
Source: RefSeq, a predicted model, not a curated record
UUGACUCUGCAGUGAGCGCCACUUGAGAAAUGCUCAAAAAAAUACAAACACAAAUCCAAGUUUUGGAGAGCCGCACCACAGCUGCACAAAAACCCUCCGCCAUGAUGCUGCGCUGCUUCCCAUAGCUGCACAGCCGACACAAACGAAUUAAUUAACGCCGAAGUGAGACACACAGCUGACUUCAGGAGUUGUUAUGCUAUUGAAGUGGUCUAGGGAUGCCCAAAGAGAAAUAUGACCCGCCUGAUUCCAGGCGGAUGUACACUAUCAUGUCCAGUGAGGAGGCAAACAGUGGGAAAAAAUCCAUCUGGGAUGGGCUUGAAAUAACUGGUAAUGUUCGGAGUCUCAGCUCGGGCCUUUGGUCGCUCACGCACCUCACUGCUCUGCACCUCAGUGACAACUCCCUGUCACGCAUCCCACCUGAAAUUGCCAAGCUGCACAACCUUGUGUUCUUGGACCUGUCGUCCAAUAAGAUCAGGAGCCUGCCAGCAGAGCUUGGCAACAUGGUGUCUCUCAGGGAACUGCUUUUAAAUAACAACCAGUUGCGGGUUCUGCCAUUCGAAUUGGGGAAAUUGUUUCAGUUACAAACACUUGGGUUAAAAGGCAAUCCACUCACUCAAGAAAUUAUGAGCCUCUACCAGGAGCCAGAUGGUACCCGGCGACUGCUAAGCUACCUUUUGGACAAUCUUAACGGUGCUAUCAAGUGCAUCCCAACAGAGCCACCUCCGUCCAGGUCCUGGAUUGUGCUGCAGGAGCCUGAAAGAACAAGACCAACAGCCCUGUUAACUGUAAUGUGCUACAACGUGCUGUGUGAUAAGUACGCCACACGUCAGCUCUACGGCUACUGCCCAUCCUGGGCCCUUAACUGGAGCUACAGGAAAAAGUCCAUUAUGCAGGAAAUCCUCAGCUGCAAUGCAGAUAUUAUCAGCUUACAGGAAGUGGAGACAGAGCAGUAUCACAACUACUUCCUUGUGGAGCUGAGUAAACAGGGAUAUGAUGGAUUUUUCAGCCCAAAAUCCCGGGCCAGAACCAUGUCUGAAUCGGACAGGAAACAUGUAGAUGGAUGUGCAAUAUUCUACAAGACUGAAAAGUUCAGCAUGUUGCAGAAACACACAGUAGAGUUUAACCAGCUGGCUAUGGCCAAUUCAGAGGGCUCAGAGGCUAUGUUGAAUCGGGUCAUGACCAAGGACAACAUUGGGGUGGCUGUGUUGCUGGAGCUAAAGGAGUUAAUGGAGUUGUCAUCAGGUAAGUCUAUCCAUUCUAUGGAGAAGCAGCUCCUACUAGUGGCUAAUGCUCACAUGCACUGGGACCCAGAAUAUUCUGACGUGAAGCUGGUACAGACCAUGAUGUUCCUGUCAGAGGUGAAGAAUAUCAGAGACAAAGCCUCCCGCAGUCUGAAGCUCUCCUCCGUGUCGGGAGAAACCAACAGCAUCCCUUUGGUGCUUUGUGCCGACCUCAACUCGCUUCCUGACUCGGGUGUAGUGGAGUACUUGAGCACAGGUGGGGUGGACUGCACACACAAAGACUUCAAGGAGCUGCGCUACAGUGACAGCCUGACCAACUUUAACUGCAACGGCAAAAAUGGCACAUCUAACGGGAGGAUCACGCAUGGUUUCAAGCUAAAGAGUGCCUACGAGAACGUGCUCAUGCCUUACACCAAUUACACUUUUGAUUUCAGAGGUGUCAUUGACUACAUCUUCUACUCCAGACCUCAACUGAACGUGCUGGGCGUCCUCGGGCCUUUGGACACAAACUGGCUCCUUGAGAACAAUAUCAGUGGUUGCCCACACCCUCACAUCCCCUCAGAUCACUUCUCCCUGUUUGCACAACUGGAGCUGGUCCUGCCUUAUCCUCCCCCUCUCAAUGGAGUCCACUUAGCUGGACACAGGUAGUGAGCCCUUCUGGCCGCUGAUGGCGCUGCAGAGUCACAGUUCUUAUAAGUUUUCUGAAAACGAUAAAACCUC